AUGCUGCUCGGAGCGUCCUGGCUGUGCGCGUCCAAGGCGGCCGCCGCUGCUGCGCAAAGCGAGGGCGACGAGGACAGGCCCGGAGAGCGGCGGCGGCGGCGGGGGGCGGCCUCAGGGACGGGAGAGGACAUGGACGAGUCGUCGCUGCUGGACCUACUGGAGUGCUCCGUAUGCCUGGAGCGUCUAGACACCACGGCCAAGGUGCUGCCAUGCCAGCACACCUUUUGCCGCCGCUGCCUGGAGAGCAUCGUGUGCUCGCGCCACGAGCUUCGCUGCCCGGAGUGUCGCAUCCUGGUGGGCUGCGGCGUGGACGAGCUGCCCGCCAACAUCCUGCUGGUGCGCCUGCUGGACGGCAUCCGCCAGCGGCCCCGUGCGGGCGCCAGUCCUGGCGGGAGCCCGCCUGCGCGCCUCGGCCCGGGCGGCAGCCCGCCUGCGCGCCCUGGCUCCAGUGCGUCCACCGCACUCGCUGGCGGCGGGGGCGGCGCGGUGGGCAGCGCCCCGGGCUCCCCUGUCUUCCUCUCCGCGGCGGCGGGCAACGCCACCGCCAGCCUGUGCGACCUGGCUACUAACAGGGGCGCUCCAGUGGCAAAGAACCUAUCCCAGCUGCCCUACGGCAAGGCCCUGUACAGCUAUGAGGGAAAAGAACCUGGUGACCUGAAGUUCAACAAGGGGGACAUCAUCAUCCUGCGGCGCAAGGUGGAUGAGAACUGGUACCACGGGGAGCUGCACGGCACACACGGCUUCCUGCCAGCCAGCUACAUUCAGUGUGUCCGGCCCUUGCCGCAGGCCCCGCCCCAGGGCAAGGCACUUUAUGAUUUCGAGAUGAAGGACAGAGACCAAGACAAGGACUGUCUGACCUUCACCAAGGAUGAAGUUUUGACCGUGAUCCGAAGAGUGGACGAUAACUGGGCCGAAGGCAUGCUGGGAGACAAGAUUGGGAUCUUCCCCCUGUUGUACGUGGAGCUCAACGACUCAGCCAAGCAACUCAUUGAGAUGGACAAGCCGUGCCCCACUGCUGCUGCUGCCACCGCAUCCGGCUGUGACUCUCCCUUGCUCUCUGAUCCUGGCGCAGGGGCCAGCAUGGCCCCGGGCCCCACUCUAAGCAGCUCAGGGGCGGUUAGUGCCUUUCAGCGGCGUGUGGACGGCAAGAAGAAUGCCAAGAAACGCCACUCCUUCACCGCACUCAGUGUGACGCACAAGUCCUCGCAGGCUGCUAGCCACAGGCAUUCCAUGGAAAUCAGCGCUCCGGUUCUGAUCAGCUCCAGCGACCCCCGCGCUGCAGCCAGGAUCGGGGAGCUCGCUCAUCUGUCAUGCGCUGCACCCACCCAGGACUCUUCCUCAGCUGGACCCAUCCCAACGGCUGUCCCACGAACUGCUGCAGUGGCUGGAGAGCAGGGCACAUCUCCCAAAGUCCAGCUGCCACUCAACGUGUAUCUGGCGCUCUAUGCCUAUAAGCCCCAGAAGAAUGACGAGUUGGAGCUGCGCAAGGGGGAGAUGUACCGGGUGCUUGAGAAGUGCCAGGACGGCUGGUUCAAGGGGGCGUCACUGAGGACUGGGGUCUCUGGGGUGUUUCCUGGAAACUAUGUGACACCAGUCUCCAGGGUUCCUGGAGGAGGGGCUGGGCCACCCCGAAAUAAUGUGCUUGGAGGAUCUCCAUUGGCCAAAGGGAUGACCACCACCAUGCAUCCUGGUGGUGGAAGUCUGAGCAGCCCAGCCACUGCCACCAGGCCGGCCCUGCCCCUCACCACACCGCAGCACCUGGCAGGCUCCCCACCGACAGGCAGCUGUCUGCGGCAUGCAGCUCAGCCGGCUGCCAGCCAGGCCCGGGCCACCAUCCCAACAGCUGCCCACCCCUCAGCCCAGGCCCAGGACCGACCUACUGCCACCGUGUCACCCCUGCGCACUCAGAGCUCUCCAUCCCGCCUGCCCGCCACCAGCCUCAGGCCCCGCACGGUGGUGUCCCCACAGCACAGCCAGCAGCCCCCGAUGCAGAUGUGCCCUCGGCCGGCCAUCCCGCUCACGUCAGCAGCAUCAGCCAUCACACCUCCCAACGUUAGCGCCGCCAACCUCAACGGGGAGGCAGGAGGAGGGCCCAUCUGUGGCCUGUCCACGUCCAGCCCUACCAACACAGGAUGCAAGCCAGAUGACAAGAAAAAUGAAAAGAAAGAGAAGAAGAGUGGGCUGCUGAAACUUCUAGCUGGGGCAUCCACCAAGAAGAAGUCGCGCUCCCCGCCAUCCAUCUCUCCAACCCAUGACCCUCAGAUGGCUUUGGACACCUCACUCCAGGGCGCCAUGGGCCCCGAAGUAUCCUCGCUGUCCAUCCAUGGCAGGGCAGGCUCCUGCCCCAUAGAGAGCGAGAUGCAGGGAGCCAUGGGGCUAGAGCCACUGCACAGGAAAGCCGGCUCCUUGGAUCUGAACUUCUCCUUGUCCCCUUCCCGGCAAGCAUCUCUUUCCAUGGCUGCCAUCCGUCCUGAGCCUAAGCCAUUGCCUAGAGAGAGGUACCGCGUGGUGGUCUCCUACCCACCCCAGAGCGAGGCGGAGAUAGAGCUGAAGGAAGGUGACAUUGUCUUCGUCCACAAGAAGCGCGAGGACGGCUGGUACAAGGGGACCUUGCAGCGGAACGGCCGCACGGGCCUCUUCCCGGGCAGCUUCGUGGAGAGCUUCUGA
Molecule: messenger RNA, 2667 nt
Organism: Marmota flaviventris (yellow-bellied marmot)
Lineage: Eukaryota; Metazoa; Chordata; Mammalia; Rodentia; Sciuridae
Gene: Sh3rf3
Product: SH3 domain containing ring finger 3
Molecular function (GO): protein binding
Source: RefSeq, a predicted model, not a curated record